Molecule: messenger RNA, 1383 nt
Organism: Paramecium sonneborni
Lineage: Eukaryota; Ciliophora; Oligohymenophorea; Peniculida; Parameciidae
Source: the annotation of a GenBank genome assembly
AGAAAUUUGAUGGACUUAGACUUUAUUUUUUUCCCAGCACCAAAAGAAAUAUCAAAUGAUCAUGAACAUGGUCAAAUUUUAUGGAUUCCGAAAUAUCCAAAACUAUAUCCUACAUUUAAAAAUUAUGUACCUAGAACAAAUAAAAAAAGAGGAGUAUUUUUCAAAUAAAGUGAAUAAGAUUUUGAAGAUGAUCAUUUUUUAAUUGAUGAACCUACGUAAGAAAUAUAAUUUAUAAAAUAGAGAAUCUUAAUUACAACCAAUACCAAAUUUUUAAUGGAAACCAAUAACAAGAAGACAAACAAAGAGAUAAACAACAGAUAUUAAUUCACCGACAUUUGAUUCUAAUGAGGGUAGUCCAAAUGUUCAAUAAAAGUUGUAAAAAUUAAAUAUGCAAUCUGUUUAAAUAAUAACAAAAAAACCAUAAUUGUGUAGAAUGUCAUCUAAUCUUUAUCCUGUAAAAAAGACAAGAAUUGAUUAAAGUAUUUGCUUUAGUUAACCAUUAAUUAAAUUACCUUAAGAAUUGAUUGAUCUGAAAUAAACAAACUAAAAUGAAUCUUUUGAUGAUUAACCUCCACUUAGAUCUAACUCAAGAGAAUCUCAUUAAAUAAAUGGACAUAUUCCUUGUAUGUAUGUAGAUUCAAAAAAACAUUCCCCUAAUAUUUUAUUAUAUUUUCAUGCAAAUUGUGAAGAUAUAACAUAGUCAUAUAAUUUUUUAGUUCAUCUCCGUGAAAAUUUAUAAGUAUGAAAAUGUAGUAUAUUAUUUUAGGUAUCUGCAAUAGCUGUAGAAUAUCCUGGAUAUGGAAAAUAUAAAAAUGAAUAACCUUCAGCUGAAGCAAUAUUAAACGAUGCUGAAUAUGUGUUUAAUUAUUUAACAAAGAGAUUAGGAUAUGCUGAAAAUAGAAUUAUAGUAUUUGGUAGAAGUAUAGGAAGUGGACCUGCUACUUAUAUAGCUAAUAAAUAUAAACCUGCAUGUCUAGCUUUAAUGUCUCCAUUUACAUCACUUAAAGCAGCAGUCAGAGAUUAUAUUGGAUCAUGGGCAUAAUUCCUUAUUAGAUAAAGAUUUGAUAAUUUAGAAUAAAUUUAAAAAGUUAAAGUACCUACUUUUAUUUUACAUGGCAAAGCUGAUAAUAUAAUACCAUAUUCAUAAGCAUAAGAAUUAUAUAGUAAACUUAUUUUUUAUUUAGAAUCAUGUAAAUCUGAUAAAUGUAUUUUACAUUUGGCUGAUGAUAUGGAUCAUAUUAGUUAUAGAUUGUAUAAAGACUUAAUUAAUCCAUUUACUGAAUUUCUACUUUAAAUUAAAUAUUAUCAGAAUUGUUCUCAAGGACCUAAAAUGCCAACUGUUCUCUUUUAUGAUCCUACCCUUGAAUGAAUAUUAAAAUAAAC